This is a messenger RNA of Saccostrea echinata, 753 nucleotides long. Its product is annotated as plasminogen-like. The record is from RefSeq and is a predicted model, not a curated record. The coding region runs from base 25 to 645 and encodes 206 amino acids. The transcript has 4 exons. Lineage: Eukaryota; Metazoa; Mollusca; Bivalvia; Ostreida; Ostreidae.
CAUCCCUGGUUUUAGCAAAUCAAGAUGAUAAUCCUGAUAUAUUCCAGCCUUUAUCUUUUUCCGGUUACUUCUGCUUUUAUUGGUCCUGGUUGUACGUCUAUUAAUCCGUACAAUGGAUUCCUCAAUUUUUAUUGCAAAACAUCCGUCCUUGGAGUAGACUACAUCGGAAUAAUCUCUAAAAGCAAAUCUGGUAGAACAUGUCAAUUCUGGAAUCAACAGUCUCCUCAUAAACAAACUGCUUUUAAAUACCUCCCAGGAACACCUUCUGCUCACAAGAAUUUCUGUCGUAACCCUGACAACGAGCCGGGGGGACCUUGGUGCUACACGACUGACCCAAAGGUUCGAUGGGAGUACUGUGACGUAACAUUUUGUCAUUAUGAAUGCAAAUAUUCUAAAUUGGGAAAAGAAUAUAUUGGCUUAAAAGCAAAGACAAUAUCUGGUAGUACAUGCCAAAGAUGGGAUAGAAACCACCCUCACAAGCAUAACAAUGCAGACCGAUUAAGUGGUCCUGUUUCCUGUCAUAAUAACUUCUGCAGAAACCCGGAUAAUGAACCAAACGGUCCCUGGUGUUACACGACUGAUCCAAAUGAAAGAUGGGAAUAUUGCAGUGUACCAUACUGCGAUGGUGGAGUAAAAAAGUUUUGAGAUAGAUAUUUGGAGGAACAUUAACUUAAAAAGUCAUUUUUGUUGUACCCUUCCAACACAUUUGCAAUAGCAUUUUGGAGUUGGCUCUCCUUUUUGUCUUUGAAUAAG